GUGAGCCCGCUCCAGGCGGUGCUGCAGACGCUGCACGCGCUUCUCAACCCGCCCGCCCGCACCACCAAGACGCGGGUGGACUGGGGGCAGCUGGCGCGCAGUGCGGCUGGGAACGCCACUGUGAGGAAAAUGCUGGCGCUGUUUGGCGUCACGAAGGGUGCAGGGGGGCACGUUGACGGAGAUGGAGGCGGCAGCAGCACGGGUGGCGACAACGACAGGGGUGCUGCGUCCAAGGCGACAUCUGGAGGCGGCGGCGGCGGCGAGCCGUCCUACCUGCCAGUGUAUAACCAGGUGGAGGAGCUGGAGCUGCUCUCCCCCGCCCAGCUCCGGAACCUAGCCGAGUACCUGGCGGACGUGGGCCCCCUGGAGUGGCCGGUUCCCGCCGCCCUGGAGGUCCGCAACAACUUCAAACUGCAGCUGCAGCUGAGGACGCAUCGGAGGCUGUUCGGGUACGGGGAAGCACUGCAAUCAGUUGUGGCGGAUGCUGCAGCAGGUUCUGCUACAGGUGCUGCUUCUACGAAAGGGGAUGAGCAGGCGGUUACCGUGGCUGCAGCAGCGGAGAUACGGCAGCGCAUGUCUGCGGGUGCGCCGACACUGAUUCAGCGGCCGCCGCUGCGGGGGCGCUUUGCGGAGAAG
Messenger RNA from Astrephomene gubernaculifera, 636 nucleotides. Lineage: Eukaryota; Viridiplantae; Chlorophyta; Chlorophyceae; Chlamydomonadales; Astrephomenaceae. The record is from the annotation of a GenBank genome assembly.